AUGCCUGAACAAUUUUCACAAGAAACACUUACCGAAAUUUUCAAGUAUCUUAACGAUGACGAACAUGGAUCAGAUGAUUUAUUUAACUGCCUCCUGAUUAAUCGGUAUUGGUGUAAAGCUGCUAUUCCCGUUCUUUGGUCGGCUCCUUUUAAAUACGCAGAUGUGUUACCACUUGACGGAGUUAUUGAUGCCUACGUAGCUUGUCUGACUAAAAAGGAGCACGAGGAAUUGUUAGGAAAAGGGGUUAUCAUCGACCAUCCGAUACCGAAAAAAGUUGCAUUUGAUUACAUUAAUUAUCUUAAGGAUUUUAAUUAUUUUGGUCUUAUGGCAUCAUUAUUUCAUUGGGGCUGCGGCAGCACCGGAACUUAUAAGAUUAACAAUCUGUAUAGUUACAUGUUACCGGCUUUUCUUCGAAUUUUUGCAAGACGCGAGAUUAGAUUAAAAUCUUUAGAGCUCGUGAAUCGUGAUGGACUUGGGGUUUGGGAAAAUGAAUUUAUGCACCUUGUAAAACCAGCAAGUCGUAAAUUAAUCGAACCAGUACAAAAACUUUAUUUGGACAUGGAAAUUGUAGAUGGAAAAUUUUUUACAAGGCUAAGCGAA
Molecule: messenger RNA, 600 nt
Organism: Acaulospora colombiana
Lineage: Eukaryota; Fungi; Glomeromycota; Glomeromycetes; Diversisporales; Acaulosporaceae
Source: the annotation of a GenBank genome assembly